Messenger RNA from Tachysurus vachellii, 1104 nucleotides. RefSeq names its product chromosome 5 C8orf33 homolog (gene c5h8orf33). NCBI's taxonomy places the organism in Eukaryota, Metazoa, Chordata, Actinopteri, Siluriformes, Bagridae. The record is from RefSeq and is a predicted model, not a curated record. The transcript has 5 exons. Bases 107 to 1009 code for a protein of 300 amino acids.
CGGACAGUUAAUAUUGGUGCACCAAUUGUAUGAGCUCGGUCCUGGAUAUUAAUUUUUAUAAUUAUCUUUUAUACUUUAUUGUUCAGUGUAUUCGAGCCGCGUUUGAAUGAUCUACGUAUAUCGUGUGUUUUUGCAUGUAUAUGACUGUACGUUAAGCUUAUUUGGAUUAAACCUGCAUACCGAAGGAGACCAGAAAAAGACGCGGAUGCAGAUCAGAGGUAGUUCAGCUCCGUUUCACUGGCAGCGCAGCGACAACUCCUUUUCCUUUACCUUUUCCCCAGUGAUCUCUCCCUCACUGCCCCAAAGCAUCAUGGAUCCGGACGAGUCCCAACCCAGACACACUGCAGACUCAGAAUCCAGUUCAGGUUUCGCUUUCAACUUCCGGAUCCCUGCUGAAUCGGAGCAGAAGAGUGACCCAGAACCCUGCACAGGGAAAACAGUGAUGAGUGAAACGGCCCAAGGCUCGGAGUCUUCUACAUCCAAGAAGAAGAAGAAGAAGAAGAAACCAGGAGCAGCUGUAGAGGAGAAUGUAAAUAAAACGAGGGAGGAAGCGCCCAAGCAGGAGAGCACUGAACUGACUCCAGAGCAGCAGCUGAGUCGAGAACUGGACUGGUGUAUUGAGCAGCUCGAGUUGGGACUGAGGACUCAAAAAUCCUCUACUAAACAAAGAGAGGAAGCCUCUCGUGCUCUAAAGACUCUGCGCAGUUCCAAAGCACCAAUUGUGAAAAAGAGGCAAGUGAUGAGAGCCGUGUCUGGAGAUUACCGCAAAAAGAUGGAGGAGGACAGAGAGAGACAGUACAAACUGAUCAGCUCAGCGAUGUCAUCAGCGAAGGUGACGUGUGUGUCAGAGCCUGGCUGUAGAGCAGUGUAUCACCGGCGCGCUGAGACUCACAGACCUCCAGCACGCAGCACAGACGCUUCACCUCAGACUGAGCAGACACAUGGCACCGGGGACAGAUUUGUGUUCAGACCUUCAGGAGAAGAGUUUCGCUUUAACUUCAAUCUCUGAUCGUCCUCACUGGGGGAAAACACACUGUGUUUCUCUGUGAAUGUGUUUUUAUGUGUAACAUCAUUAUGACGUUGUUCAAUAAACAUUAGAAAUCA